GGCUGCCGUCUUGGCACAAGCCAAGAAGGUUACUGGAAAGGUCAGCAGCUGAAGCAGGAGGGACAGGAGGAGGUUAAGUCGCUCCGACUGCCCUCAAUGGAACAGGUGUCGCAGGCCACCUGCCAGCCAGUCUACGGCGACCUGCGGACAGACUGGUUUUCCCGAUCUACCGCCUGGAAGACUGUGGGUUCCAGCUAA
Molecule: messenger RNA, 198 nt
Organism: Dibothriocephalus latus
Lineage: Eukaryota; Metazoa; Platyhelminthes; Cestoda; Diphyllobothriidea; Diphyllobothriidae
Source: the annotation of a GenBank genome assembly